This is a messenger RNA of Pieris macdunnoughi, 519 nucleotides long. The record is from the annotation of a GenBank genome assembly. NCBI's taxonomy places the organism in Eukaryota, Metazoa, Arthropoda, Insecta, Lepidoptera, Pieridae.
AUGAAAUUAACUAAAUGCUUGAGAUUACCUAUAACUUGUAGUAUAUUCACUGCUGAGGCUUGGGCAAUAUUAGCUGCUUUAACAUAUGUAAAUAGUAAUGUAAAUAAUGUAAAUAUUUUGGUUGUAAGUGAUUCUAAGAGUGUUUUAACAGCAUUGGGUAAUUGUAGUUUAGGAUAUAAACAGAAUUAUAUUGUAUAUAAAAUUAAGGAUUUACUGUACAAGUUAGAAAAGCAUGUAGAAUUUGUAUGGGUACCCUCCCACAGUGGUAUAACUAGCAAUGAGGUUGUGGACGAGGCGACUCGUCGGGACCAUGAUGAUGAUUUAACAGACUCUUUCAAAGUGCCUUUCACAGACUAUUAUACGCAGAUAAAGAUUCAUCUCAAGAGAAGAUGGAAAGAAUAUUGGAACUACAAUACAGAGAUAUUAAAUAAAGGACAAUGGUACUCAGAAAUACAGAGAGAUUUACCAAUGAUCCCGUGGUAUAACAGCUUCAAAUACAUUAAUAGGAAGUUCGUGUAG